Molecule: messenger RNA, 459 nt
Organism: Emiliania huxleyi CCMP1516
Lineage: Eukaryota; Haptophyta; Isochrysidales; Noelaerhabdaceae
Exons: 1
Source: RefSeq, a predicted model, not a curated record
CUGUCGGCGGAGUACGAUGACGAGGGCGUCUGGGUUUAUCAGGCGUACAACGAAGGCAUCGCGGACUGGGCGGUGGAGCACGGCACCCUCGGCGGCCCGCUCUUCAAUACGACGAGGAUGACUUGGAUCAAGCCUUCGUUUGCGUGGAUGCUCUAUAGAUGUGGCUACUCGGCGAAGCACGGCCAGGAGCGCGUGCUGAAGCUCAAGCUGCCACACAGCGAGGUGGCGUCGCUGCUCGAAGCGUGCGCCUGCACGCACGGUGGCGGCGGGAGCAAGGGCCGUGUUCAGUGGGACCCGGCGCGAUGCCUUUACUCAAGCGAGGGAAAGGGCAAGUCCACGGAGCCUCGCAAGAUGCUUCGAGAGCGUGCCAUCCAGAUCGGCCUCUCGCGCGAGCUCUCCGAACGCUUCGCGCGCUCGAUCCUCGCGGUUGUCGACGUGAGUGCCCUCGCGCGUCGCGUC